CUCGUCUCUGAUUCCCCGGUAUGGUCGUGAGGUGGAGAAUUCUGUCGAUUAUGAUCGAAUUUGAGAGCACUUUAUCCAAGAGAUCGGCAUUAUGUUGCUUAAGGCGCAGGGAGCCACUAGGCCUACAGUCGCUUAGCCUCGAUCCGGAACCCAAAGCUGAUGCACUGAUUAGACGUGAGCCCUUCUGUUUGAGGGUGUGAGCGCAUGACUCAGGUUAUAUCGAUCAGGUUCCUCCGACCGACCGUAGCUCUCUCUCACUUUCUCGCUUGCUCGCUCUGGCUCUGGCUUGCUUUCCUGCUCGCUUGGUGAAUGGAGAAUCUGUGGCUGGUUGAACCAAGAACACCUACUUCUACUACUACUGCUGUUCCUACUUCUACUGAUUCAUGCUCUGAGCGUACGGUCAGCACUUGUCAUAUGCAAGCAAACUCCCCUCGGCUCCGGCGAGGUUGUGGUGUUGUCGAUUGACAGGUUCGUCGGGGGCUCCCGUCGUGUUCAGAGUCGGGCGCGUGUGGUUGCGGGCCGCUAAGCGAGCGGAUGGGCGAGCCCAGUGGUGAUCAUCUAGCUAUCUAUGGUGUACGGUACAGCGCAUUGGCCGAUUGACUGACAGACCGAUUGAUCGACAGAGUCAAUCUCGCUCCGAAGACUGAUCCGAGAAUCGGCCCAUCGCUGGAAUAGACGAGUAGGCGAAAUUCGAAGAGCUCCCUGAGCAUCGACACGCACUAGCGGGCAUCAAGGCGGUCGAUGGACUCAGAAGAUGAUAUGCAAGACGCGUGGGGCGGAGAAUCGGAUGGAGAGUUCUACGACAGCAACGAAGAGGAGGACGACGAGGGUUCGAGCGACAAGGAGGAGGCCGACUACGGGUUCGACGACUUCGCGGCGGACGAUGGCGCCCCGAGCUCGCGCAUGCCGCAGGCCAAUUACACAAUCCUGAGCGAGAAGGACAUCCGGCAACGGCAGGAGGAGGCGAUCGCGACCAUCACCAAUUUUCUGUCCGUGUCCAAGACGGACGCCGGCAUCCUGCUGCGGCAUUUCAAGUGGAGCGUGAGCAAGGUGAACGACGAGUGGUUCGCGGACGAGGAGAGCGUGCGCCGGAGCGUGGGGCUGGUGCGGCCCACGCGGCCCGAGUACCAGCGCCGCUCCAGGGGCCGCGGGCAGGAGAUGCGCUGCACCAUCUGCUUCGAGACGCACUCGUUCUCGAGCAUCUCGCGCAUGAAGGCCGAGCCCGCCUGCGGGCACUUCUUCUGCGACGUCUGCUGGACCGGCUACAUCCACACGGCCAUCAACGACGGGCCGGGGUGCCUGACGCUGCGCUGCGCCGACCCGUCGUGCGGGGCCGCGAUCGGCGAGGACAUGGUGCUGUCUCUGGUGUGCACCGACGAUCGCACCAAGUACAAUCGCUACCUGCUGCGCUCGUACGUCGAGGACAAUCGCAAGGCCAAGUGGUGCCCGGCGCCCGGAUGUGAGUAUGCCGUUCUAGGUUUCGUGCCGGGCGUGGGCGCCUCGUAUGACAUUGUUUGCAAGUGCUCGUUUAACUUCUGCUGGAAUUGCCUGGAAGAAGCUCAUCGGCCUGUGGACUGCGGCACGGUGAAGAAGUGGAUUCGCAAGAACAGCGCCGAAUCCGAAAACAUGAACUGGAUUCUGGCGAAUUCCAAGCCCUGCCCCAAGUGCAAGCGCCCGAUCGAGAAGAACCAGGGCUGUAUGCACAUUACCUGCACUCCGCCUUGUAAAUUCGAGUUCUGCUGGCUGUGCCUGGGCGCCUGGACGGACCACGGCGAGCGGACGGGGGGAUUCUACGCCUGCAACCGAUACGAGGCUGCCAAACAGGAGGGCGUGUACGAUGAGGCCGACCGCCGGCGCGACAUGGCGAAGAAUUCUCUGGAGCGUUACACGCAUUACUACGAGCGGUGGGCCACGAACGAGUCGUCCCGGGCCAAGGCCCACACGGAUCUGCAGCAAAUGCAGGCCGUGCAAAUCGAAAAGCUCAGUGACAAGCAGUGCCAACCCGUGUCGCAGCUCAAGUUCGUGACCGAAGCCUGGCUCCAAAUCGUCGAGUGCCGUCGUGUUCUCAAGUGGACCUACGCUUACGGAUACUAUCUGCCGGACCAGGAGGACGCUAAGAAGCAGUUCUUCGAGUACUUGCAAGGGGAGGCCGAGGCAGGAUUGGAAAGGCUCCACCAGUGCGCAGAGAAGGACCUACACGUGUUUCUGGAUGGAGAACCGGGACAGGCCACAUUCAAUGACUUUCGCACGAAAUUAGCAGGAUUGACCAGCGUGACUAGGACUUAUUUUGAAAAUUUAGUGCGGGCCCUAGAGAACGGACUUACAGACGUGGUACAAGGGCCUCUACGAAGGUCGUAGAAGCAGCAGCAGCAGCAAGCUUGUAGGUACUCGGUAGAAGCUUAUGGGCAGGCCUGAAAGCUCACUCUUGCAUGUGGUAGGUCCAAGGUUUAGAAUAAUCCAAGGUUCAAAUGCCCUUGAGUUGAAAGAGAAGUUCUGUAGUAAUGGGGGUGGUGGUGGGGGCUCGGUCCUUGGGUAUAGAAAUGAGGAUAGUUCUCGUGUAUAUGCUGUAAAAAAUUGAAAUUCCUCGCAUAGAACUUUGAUGAUAUUAGUGGCUGGGAAAAUGUGAUCGAUCCUCCUGCACCUCAUGAAGAGGUUAGACAUGUUAGUAGAUGUUGAGAACUUUUGUGAGUGAGGGGCUUGAUAUUUGUGGGUGGUCUCUCCUUUUCUCUCUAGUAGAAGACUCCCACGGGGAGGAGCUGACAUUGUAUUGCUUUUGGAAUAUUAAAAUGCGGUAUUGUGAUCUUUUCCUG
Molecule: messenger RNA, 2810 nt
Organism: Marchantia polymorpha subsp. ruderalis
Lineage: Eukaryota; Viridiplantae; Streptophyta; Marchantiopsida; Marchantiales; Marchantiaceae
Source: the annotation of a GenBank genome assembly